CCAUUUCAUUCGCCAUUUUGUUUUGUAUUGAGCAUUUUCAUUUUUCACCUUGGCUGUUGUCAGUUUAAUAACAAUUUGAAAAUAUUAUUUUUUCCACAUUUUCAAACAAUAUUCCCGCCGAAUCCAACAAGAAACAACAAGUUAAAAGGCUGCUAUGUCUGUAAAGGAAGAAAUAUAUAUAAAGGAGGAAGAAGAAGAAUAUGGAAAUGAUGAAGAAUAUGGAAAGGAUGAAGGAUAUGGAAAGGACGAAGGAUAUAUCGUGAAAUUACGUGGUUUGCCAUGGUCAGCCACCGAAGAACAUAUAACCAAGUUCUUGGACGGAGUAACCGUUCUUAAGGUCCACCUUACUUUUAGCAAAGAGGGGCGACCUAGCGGAGAGGCAUUUGUCGAGGUUAACUCCUUAGAAGAUUUGGAAGAGGCCGAAAAGAGAGACAAGGAACAUAUGGGUAGUCGUUACAUUGAAGUGUUCAAAGUGAACAGAGCUGAAAUGGACUGGGUGAUGAAAAGAGCAGGCGCUGGUUUUGAUGCAAACGAGGAUGGUUGCGUUAGAUUGAGAGGCCUGCCUUAUGAGUGUUCGAAGGAAGAAAUAGCCCAGUUCUUCACAGGGCUGGAGAUAGUACCGAAUGGCAUAACGCUGCUGACCGACUACUCGGGGCGCAGCUCAGGGGAGGCCUAUGUACAGUUUGCGAACAGGGAGGUGUCGGAGCGGGCUCUCAAGAAGCACAGGGAAAAAAUCGGACACAGAUACAUAGAGAUAUUCCGCAGUAGUUUGUCGGAAAUAAACGAGACCAUGGGCUACGAGAGCAGAGGCGGGCCGGCCCAGCAGCGCGGGCCUCCCGGGGGCGGCUUUAACAGCAGACCCAGCCCAUACGACCGCGGAGACAGGUUCGGCGGUGGCUCGGGGGGAAGGUACCCCCCGAGGGGCAGCAGGAGUUUCAAGGGGGCCAAUCUCAGCAACAACAGUCCGUGGGGCAGCCAAAAUGGGGGACCUAGAAAUGCGCGAAACAGUUAUGAUCCACAUGACUUGUGGCAACGCAGGAAUCACUGUAUUCACAUGAGAGGCUUGCCCUUUAGGGCUACACAACAAGAUAUUGCAGAGUUUUUCCGACCCAUAAUCCCCGUGACCAUCCACCUCCUGUCCGAACCCUCGGGCCGACCCUCCGGCGAAGCUGACGUCACUUUCGCCUCACACGACGACGCCAUCAGGGCCAUGGCCAAGGACAAGAGCAACAUGCAGCACCGCUACAUCGAGCUGUUCCUCAAUUCGUCGGGGGGACCGCAGGGUGGAGGGGGUCCCGGCAGGAACCAGAGGCGUUGAUGGAACGCGCGCAGCCCUACGAAGUAACCUGAGUAUUAUGAUGGGCAAGCAACCUACACAAAAACAAAACAAAUACACAAAGAAUAUCAUUUGCUCAAUAUUCUUUGCACAUAAGGAACCCACAUUUAUGUCGCUUCUGUGUAGUUAAGGUAUCCUGUUAAUUCUAUAAAAAAAUUGUAUGUCCUGCUUAAUUACUAGAAUGUUUUUAAGAAAAAAAAAACAGUUUUUUUAGGUCCCUACAGUAACAUUAAAGUUAUAGUUAGUUUUUUGUAUGUCCGAAUUUGAAUAGCACAUUUUCUUGUAAAAAUAAUUUAUUGUUUUGAAUCUUACUUAUAGUACAAUAUUUUCUUUUCUCUUAGGUUUUGAAUGAUUAACUUGGUGAACUGUUUUCCUGUUUUGUAUAGACUUUGAUAUAAUUUAAGGUUUUUGUGUCCCAUGGUAUUUUUGUUAGAAUAAAGUACACAUAUUUUUCACAAUUA
This is a messenger RNA of Sitophilus oryzae (rice weevil), 1797 nucleotides long. It is a transcript of the gene glo, whose product is annotated as heterogeneous nuclear ribonucleoprotein H2. Gene Ontology annotation, cellular component: nucleoplasm; ribonucleoprotein complex. The transcript has 8 exons. The record is from RefSeq and is a predicted model, not a curated record. Bases 155 to 1318 code for a protein of 387 amino acids. Gene Ontology annotation, molecular function: RNA binding. Lineage: Eukaryota; Metazoa; Arthropoda; Insecta; Coleoptera; Curculionidae. Gene Ontology annotation, biological process: regulation of RNA splicing.